CGAAAUAAAGUCCCCAAACAGCCCUUCAACACCUCCUACCCCUCCACCACCACCACCCCAAACGCGUCAAUCCGCACACCCUCUCUCUCACCAGCGCACACAUCCUCUCAUCGCGCGCCCUACCCCCGCGCAAACCGCCACCAUGGCACCAACCUCCACACAACUCCUCCUCCUCUCCCCCGCCGAGCUCUCCUACCUCCACACCUCCCUCUCCCUGCACCCCCCCCUCCGCCCCGACUCGCGCACCGCAACCCAAUUCCGCCCCCUCGCCGCGGAGACCGACAUCCUGCCCUCCACCAACGGAUCCGCACGCAUCUGCUUCGCGGACGGCACCGAGGCCAUCGUCGGGAUCAAAGCGGAAGUCGAGCGCACGGCGCAGCAGCCAGGCGCGGGCGAGGGAUUCGUGGAUGUGGAUGAGGAGGAUGAGGAGGGGAGGGGGGGGAAGAAGGGGGGGGAUAAUAAGUGGGUGGAGCUGAGUAUUGAUAUCCCGGGCUUUAGGGAUGAUGAUGCGAUGCCUGUUGUGCUGAGUUCGAUUCUGGCGGAGGCGUUGUUGGCGGAUGGGUCGUUCACGCCGAGGUUGUGGAUUAAUCGGAGGUUUCAUUGGAAGCUUUAUAUCGACAUCCUCCUCCUCUCCCCACCCCUCUCCUACCCCCUCCCCCUCCUCUCCCUAACCACCUACCUCGCCCUCCUCUCCACCCGCCUCCCAGCCCUAAAAUCCGAGCGCGACGAAGACCCCCUCUUCAACGACGACUGGGACGCCGCCGUCCCUCUCUACCCUCGCCACACCAGCACCUCCCGUCCACCAGUCACCAUCCUCGUCAUCGCAGUCGGGGAGAACGUCCUCUUCGACCCAAGUAAGGAGGAACUUGCCGUUGCGGAUGCCGUGCUCGCUGUUUCGGUCGCGGAUCGAUCGACUACAAGCGAUGAAGGGGGGGAUGUGGAUAUGCAAGGUGCUGGUGGUGAGGGGAGGAAGAGGGAUAUUAGAUUAUUGAGCGCGAGGACGAUUGAUCCGCCGGCGAGGUUGACGCCGCCAGGGGUGCCGAAUUAUCUGAAUACGGCGACGGGGGGGGAUGCAGCGGCGAAGGUUGAGACGGGGGGGGAAGAGGGGGUGUGGAGUGCGAGGAGGGGGGGGACGGGGAGGGAGAUGGUGAAGAGGAUGGUGGGGAGGGUGUUGUCGAGUGGGGUUGUGGAGGAGGUUCUGGAUGGGCUGGAGGGGGUGGAGGUUAGUUAG
Molecule: messenger RNA, 1231 nt
Organism: Pseudogymnoascus verrucosus
Lineage: Eukaryota; Fungi; Ascomycota; Leotiomycetes; Thelebolales; Thelebolaceae
Exons: 2
Coding region: 143-1231 (362 amino acids)
Biological process (GO): nuclear polyadenylation-dependent rRNA catabolic process; U5 snRNA 3'-end processing; nuclear polyadenylation-dependent mRNA catabolic process
Cellular component (GO): nuclear exosome (RNase complex); cytoplasmic exosome (RNase complex)
Source: RefSeq, a predicted model, not a curated record